AUAUCUUUUGAUUUCUGUAACCUUUAGUCAACCACAUAAUGUAGGCCGAUGGGUCAAAUUACAAGGCACCCAGCCAAACUACAAUAUUGGCUUAUAUAUAAAGUCACCGGCUUAUAGCAGCAGGCCAUUUUCCCCGUGAACCAGUAGCUUCAUCGAGUAAUAGAAAUUCAUCUCUUUAUAAUUCUCCUUAAACAGUGGACUGGACUGAAAUUUUUUUCAAAAAUAAGGAUUCAUUCUGACACGUGGCAUCAAUAUCGUUCCCGAAAAAAGUGAAAGGAACAAUCAAAUUGUUAUUUUUCCAUGUUGAAACUUAGUGCACAUCUUUUGACGGAUACAGAUUUGGAACUUUAAUGUCACAAACGACUUUGAAUUACAAGGUGAAUGCAUAGUAUAUGGCUCAAGAGCUGGUUUUUCAGGACUUUUACCAAUGCCUUCGAGUUAACAUGGUCCAGAUUAUAUUGCAUUAAGUUAUCAUCAAGAGUCAACUUGACAUACUUUGUCAGGAGAGAUUGAAAUCAUCUGGUCGGCUAUUCGCGCACUAAAAUAAUCUUCCAUGUGUUACUUUUUAUCAUAAUUGAAAGUUUUUCAUCACGAUGGCUUCUACCGAAAAUGGCCAUAGUAGAGAUGGAAGUAAGACCAUUCUUUGGUGCGUACCGCGGGCAAUCUCCACUGCUUUUGCCAAGUGUCUGAGCAACAUCGAGGACACCGAAGUGUGGUUCGAACCCUACACCUACAGCUAUGUGACACGAGUGGAGUACGAGCUGCAAACCAAACUUGUUAUUCCAACGGAGUAUGAGGGAAAUGAGGAAAUCUUCCAGAAGGCCAAAGAGAUGCUUGAUGUGUUAUCUCAAACUAAGAAUGAAGCUGAUCGCCUGCCAUACGGCUCGGUAAAGCGUCGUCUUGAAGCCUCUACUGCUAAACACGUGUUUGUCAAGGAUAUGGCUUUUGCAGUUCCUGAUGGGUAUCAUCAGUUUCUACCCAAGGGUUAUCGGCAUACAUUACUCAUCAGGAAUCCUUUCAGAUCCAUCCACUCGUACCGGAAGUCAAUGUUUAAACAGUUUUCUGAAUUAGGAUUGCUCGAAGGUGAAGCAGCGGACGAAAAAACGUAUGAUGUUGAGCGACAUGAUCGCUUCUUUCCUCCUGGAUGCUUCGUAAAGGAAUUAUACGACUUCUGGAAGUAUCUCCAAGACUCCGGGACUGAUCCCAACCCUAUCAUCAUUGACGGUGAUGAUCUACUGACCAGACCAGCUGAGACGCUUUCAGCUUACUGCGCGGCCGUGGGGUUGCCUUAUAACGAUAGUUUACUCAAAUGGGACGCAUCGGUAGAAGCUUUCAAGAAGAUGAAAGCUUGCGGAGAUGGUCUACUGAUGGAUCUGGUGCAUUUCUACGGAACGGCCAUGAAAAGCAGCUGCUUUCUGCCUCCAAGUAAAUCUGUAUCACGUGAUCAACUAACGGCUGACGUCAUUAGAUGCUCUGAUAAGGUCAUGUCCUAUUUUGAUGAAAUGUAUGAAGCUAGAUUGAAAGUUUAGAUGAGAUUAUUGGUUUAACAACUACUGUUAAUGUCCAAGGCCUCGGAGGUUCACUAUUAGAACAAUUACUUUUCUUUCGUAUUACGUACACUCUAAAAACAAGUCAGUCAAAAAUGACUAGUUAAUAGGGUCAGCUGGGUGCAACUGUUAUUCUAGUCGUAUUAGAACAGAGUUAUUUCUGACUAGAAUGUCAGAAAUGUGACUAGACAAUCAGCUGCACCCAGCUGACUACUAGUCUGGUAAGUUUGACUGAUUUGUUUUAAGAGUGUACGUAAUUAUGAAGGACUUAUUGAGUAAAAUCAUUAGCCCUCCUUUUUUCUGAAUUUAUAUAUGAGACCAGGCUACUUUCUCUCAUCACUUUUUUGUAAUGGUCAGGCCUUUCUUUAAACUGUGCAUAAUUAAAGUACCGCCCACUCAAGUCAUGAAUGGAAUUUGCAUUUUUUUAAAGGCUGUCAUACUUUGGUCAUUCUGUGUUAGCUCCAUGGUCAUUCCAUCAAAAAUAUUUUGAUAGUGCUUUAAAUGGAAUUGACUAUCACAAUUUCUAACUCUACUUCGGAUAGGACAACAUAGUUUGUUGUGGGUGUACGAUAAAAAAAGAACAAGGGUGACUUAAAGGUCAAGUCCACCUCAGAAAAAAGUUGUUUUGAAUCAAAAGAGAAAAAUCAGACAAACAUAAUGCUGAACAUUCCAUCAAAAUCGGAUGUAAAAUAAGAAACUUAUGACAUUUGGAAAUUUCGCUUAUUUUUCACAAAAAAGUUAUAUGCACAAUUUAGUCACAUGCAUACGAGAGAAUCGAUGAUGUCCCUCACUCACCAUUUCUUUUGUUUUUUAUUGUUUGAAUUAUACAAUAUAUCAAUUUUAACAGAUUUCACAAUAAGGACCAACUUGACUGAACCAUAUAAUGUUAAGCAAUGGUACCUCCACAUGUUCAGUGAGAAAUUAAACUUUGUUUCAAAGGAGAAUGGGGAGAAAAUUAUAAUAUUUCAUAUUUCAAAUAAUAAAAUGCAAAAUAAAAAGUGAGUGAGUGAUGUCAUCAGUUUCCUCAUUUGCAUACUGACCAGGAUGUGCAUAUAACUAAUUAUGUUAAAUUAAGCGAAACUUGAAAAUGUCAUAACUUUCUUAUUUUACAUCCGAUUUUGAUGAAACUUUCAGUGUUAAGCUCGUUGGAUUUUUCUCUAUUUAUUCAAAUAGCUCUUGCAGUCACAAACUCGAGCAUGAUGUAUAUUAUAUCUAAACCCCACCCCUAAAAAGAAAUAAAAAUAAAUAGAUGAAUGAAUCCGUAAAUAACUAUUAUGAAUUGAUAAAAAGAUUUG
Molecule: messenger RNA, 2842 nt
Organism: Lytechinus pictus (painted urchin)
Lineage: Eukaryota; Metazoa; Echinodermata; Echinoidea; Temnopleuroida; Toxopneustidae
Exons: 3
Coding region: 594-1529 (311 amino acids)
Source: RefSeq, a predicted model, not a curated record